GUCUCUCUUUGAGGACAGAGAGAACAUUCUGGUUCAUGAACAUGAGUGCUUGGAGGAACCUCUGUCAAGUUUUCUCCUUCUCUUUGCCUGGUUUGACUCGAAAACAGACAUCCCUGUGGAGAAGGACCAGACGGCGGCAUGGGCGAGUCGGGCAGCUGCCCAGGACGCCAACCAAUGAGGGGCGCCUGAUGCCAGCUGUAAGGGGCAUCCCUUACAGCUGCCAUCAGGAGCCGCACGCCCAGCUCCCGCAGCACCGGCCCCACAGCAUCAGCCAGCAGCGCCCUCCCCCCAUGGCUGCGGGGCCCUGUACGGCCUGGUGUGCAGGCCAUAAUUUGGGCCCUUGCAGAAAAAAUAAUGCAUUAAAUUGGAUGGCUAAAUUAGCCCGCACAAAUUUAACCAGUGAUGACAUGCUAGUCGUCCUCAGGGAGUGCUUACUUCCUGAGGAUUUUAUAGCAUUUCCUGCAGAUCUGGCUAAUUCAAUCAACCCUGACUUUAAUGCUAUGUACAAAGCUUUGUACAAUGAUUUUUAUCCUAAUGAUGACAUUAGAGGCCAUUACUAUUCAGAUAAACAAAGAGAAGGGGAGCGUCUGGAAUUGUAUUUUAUCCGGAAAGAAUUGCUCCAAUGUUUAGCUGGUCUUGGAGCAGGAAUUGAUGGGAAUGUUGUACAUGACACUCCAGAGUUUAGGAAGUCACUCUUCCAAGAACUCCUUCCAUCAAUUAAAGCGGCUUUAAGUGGGUUGAGCUAUGAAAGCACACCGCUGGAUGUAAUGAAAGACAGAAUCAGAGAAGUGUUUGACUGGCAGCUCCAGGCGGGACUAAUUAAAGUGUCAGUACCACCAAGGAAAAUUUCUGAAGUAAAAGAUAUCAAGCCUCCAAUACCUGCAAGAAGAAGAAUUCCUCCUCCACCACCUCGAGCUUCAACUUCAGGUCGGUUUGUCCCAAGACAAAGUGUACACCAACAACCUUCACAGAUACCAUUCCAACCUACUAAGAUCUUUAGAGGGAAGCGAGAAGAAUUGGCUGCUACUAGACAAGUCUUAGCCAAUAGAUUAGCUUGUUAUCUCCCAUGGGAGAAGGUUAAAAUGAUGGAUAUUGAUCAGAUUUUCUGAGAGAUUCCAAGGACAAGUUGCU
Messenger RNA from Pelodiscus sinensis (Chinese soft-shelled turtle), 1131 nucleotides. The record is from RefSeq and is a predicted model, not a curated record. Lineage: Eukaryota; Metazoa; Chordata; Testudines; Trionychidae.